Papilio polytes (common Mormon) is the source of this 4451-nucleotide messenger RNA. It is a transcript of the gene pigs, whose product is annotated as GAS2-like protein 1. The record is from RefSeq and is a predicted model, not a curated record. NCBI's taxonomy places the organism in Eukaryota, Metazoa, Arthropoda, Insecta, Lepidoptera, Papilionidae. Bases 226 to 2541 code for a protein of 771 amino acids. Gene Ontology annotation, biological process: microtubule bundle formation; actin crosslink formation; regulation of microtubule polymerization or depolymerization. Gene Ontology annotation, molecular function: actin filament binding; cytoskeletal adaptor activity; microtubule binding. Gene Ontology annotation, cellular component: cytoplasm; stress fiber; microtubule plus-end. The transcript is spliced from 5 exons.
CCGCGAACUUCAGUCGAUCGCUGACGCUCGUUUGGUGUACACGUCUGCUCGAUCGUAGUGGUGUAGCUAUCGCGAUUUUUAUCGAUAAAAGUUGUGUUGUGUUUAUUUUUUUUUAUCGAAAAGAGUAAAACAGAUUUUUUAGUGCUGUGAUUUUGGGCUGGUCUGUUUCUUUUUCUGUAAAGAACCCGUUAUGUCCAAUUGAAGACCAAUAAGCGAGUUACAACGAUGGCGGCCGCGGGCGCUUUGCUUCUGGAGACGAGGCCGUUCAGGCCCUUUAAGUCCUCCGAGGAGUACUUGUAUGCUAUGAAAGAGGAUCUUGCGGAAUGGUUAACAUUAUUGUACCCGGAACUGAGGAUAACAGCUGAGAAUUUCCUUGAUAGACUUGACACAGGCGUCGCAUUAUGCCGGCAUGCAAACGCAGUAAGGGAUUCCGCUCGCCUGAUCCUUGAAUCACCGGCUCCAGAAACAGAAGAGGCUGUAGUCCUGGCCAAAGCCCUGCGGUCCCGACCUCCAGUCAACAUGCUCCCAGCGGCCAAAGCGGGAACAUUCUUCGCUCGAGACAACGUCUCCAACUUUAUUGAAUGGUGCCGCCGGGCGCUCGGUAUACUCGAAUGUCUACUCUUCGAAACCGAUGAUUUAUGCCUUCGAAAGAACGAAAAACACGUAGUCCUUUGCCUUCUAGAAGUAGCUAGGAAAGGCGCCGUGCUUGGAAUGCCUGCUCCUCUGCUUGUGCAAAUGGAGAAACAGAUCGAAAGAGAAUUAGCAGGAGAAGAAUUGAGACCGGAUGACUCUGCUUUGGGCUUAGUCCCCCUCGGUCCUCAACCGCAAUUGGUGACAAAUGAUUUAAGAAGCUUGGACGAGCGUGUCAGGGAUUUAGUCGAGCGAUGCUCUUGUCCUACACAAUUCCCAAUGGUCAGAGUAUCUGAAGGAAAAUAUAGAAUUGGCGACACCAGGAUUCUGAUAUUUGUUAGGAUCCUUCGUUCCCACGUGAUGGUACGCGUUGGUGGCGGUUGGGACACACUCGCCCACUACCUGGACAAACACGACCCGUGCCGUUGCCGCACACAGCACCGGACCUCACUCUCCGCACGUCUGGCACGACCCAAACACGACCUCGCUGGCGCUACCGUCACUUACGAAAGACCCGACGCUAGCCCAACAUCCCUCCCAUACACAAAAACCGAAAAAUACGAACCAAUGUCACUCCAAUAUUCUCCAAAAGUUUACGAGGAACCGAGAGCACAUUAUCAAUCGAAUCACAAGCUAGAUGCUCCAUCCAGUUUACCAUACAUGGGGGAGAUGGAUAGGGCAUGUUCUCCUGGUAGAAAGUAUUUAACACCUCGGGCAAACAGCCCUGGUAGAUGCUCCGCUUCGCCUGACAGAAGGACCAAAAUCGUAACUACCAAUCACUUGGUACCAUCACCUCAUGCUAUAAGGAAUAAAAGUCCAAGGCCGGUGUCACCCGCACCAGCCACAGAAAGUGCAUCUGACAACGGUUCAGAAGUAUCCGAUGAGGGUUAUAGGAGCCUGGGAGUGGUCGCCGGGUCCACACAGGGGUCGCCGUCAACGAAAACAACCAAUCGAUACUCGAUUCAUAGUCAGAAUUCUAUGGAUGACGCAGAUUAUAACGAGCGUCUCGAGCACGAUGACGGCUGCCACAUGGACAAGAACGAGCGCAUUGACGACUACGUCAGCCUGACCACCGGAUUACGCAAGACAGACUUCUCUGAUACGUUCUACGGCGGACAGAGCAGGAAGACCAGUUCCGUCGAUGACAAGUCCAACCGCGCCAGCCCCGAGUGCAUCAUCAGCACAGAGAGCAACGACUCCCCCAGCAAGAGUCUCAGACCUAACAGAGAAGUCUCCGAGUCACCAACAAAGACCAUACGCAGCAGACAAGCAAGCAGAAUCCCACAUUCCCCAGUUAGAAACAAAACCCCCAGCCGCGGAAACACUCCCAGCCCAAAGCACACAGCCAGCCCAGUCCAGACAUCACCCAAACUGAAGCCCAAGCUCCCUCCCACAGCAAGAAAUACCUGGAGCGGCAGGACCGCACCCACACAAACAAAAACUAAAACCAGACCUACAAUUGGUGCCGAUACAUUCGAUAACCCAAACAAAUCUCCGAAAGCUAAGCCGAAAGUCGGCCAAACAGAAGCUUUCAAGCGUAAUUCCCCUUUAAGAGCAAGCAGCGCUACUCUACGUUCCCCACCGCAUCAAAAGCAAUUAAGCCCUUUAUUGGAACAGAUCUUAAGGUCGGCGGAGUCAGCGAAAGAUGACGCCACCGUAUUAGAAAAAAUGAAAGAGAUCAUCAGAACAUAUUCCAAAGGUGAUGACUCUUUAUCAAGGACAAGCUCAAAAGACUCCGAUUACGCUGACUUCACAUCGGCUUGGGUGAUGUCUGAUGGUAAAUUGGAGAGGUCUACCAGCACCAGGCAGUUAGCUGCCCCGAGGAAGGACCCUAGGACUGGAGCUUCGAGGAUACCAGCGCCGGUGUCUAUUGGCUGCAGGAGGUCAACGUCGACGUCGCAAUUCCAAUGACAGCUGUCGCUCGAAACCACGUCGAGUGACUCAAAGACUGAGCAAGUGUAAGUGUUUGUGACUGUGAAUAAUCAAACAUUGGCGCAAACUUUUGGAAUGAUCGAGGAUCCAAAUAUAGUGGACGGUUAUUUCCAAACCUUCGAUUAUGAUGGAUUAUAUGUAUUUAUUAACAAUAAUCAUAUCUUCAGAUAAAUAUUUAAUAUCUAAAUUGUAGUGCUAAUGUAGAAUUUUACGCGAUUUUCGCUAUUUGAUUCGAAUAUCAAAAUCACUAGUGUACUAACAAACUGUACUAAUGAUUCAUUUUAGUAUAGACAAUUUGUACUAAUAAUUGGUAAGUACAUUGAUGAGUAAUCAUUUUUAAUUUAAUCUUUUAAAGGAGACGAAAAGAGACGAACUAUGAUUGACAUGACAUUGUGUAAAGGAAGAUGGUGCUAAAAGAUCAAGUUAAUUUGUUAAGUUAUAUUUAUAUUUAAGAUAUUUUUAAUUUGAACUUAUAUAAUUUAACAAUAAAGUUCUGUUACAAAUAAGUCGAAUACAAAUUGAAUACAUUUUUUCAUAUGUUUUUUAUAAUUGGAUUUAGUUAAAAAUGAGUUGAACUCGCACGAGAUUUUUUUUUAUUUGACGAAAUUAAAUAUAUUUACGAUUUAUGUAGAUUAAGUUUUGUAGCGUAAUAUUUUAAGUUAUUUAAGUUUCUAUUGCUAUCCCGGUCAAAUCUAACAUUUUUCCUACUAAUAUAAAUUUCUGUUAUUUUACAGCAAACAAAAAUGAAAAUUAUUCUUUAUAAGCCGGGAGUUUUGACAAUUUUUUUCUAUUUUUUUAAAUCAGCAAUCUCAUUGUUAUUUAGGUUGUGAAGGGCAUAGAGCUUAUAUAAGAAAAAGAUUGGCAAAAUUGAAUUAAACGAACUAUUUCGAUGUAAUUUUCAAUAGGAUAUUCUAUAAAAUAAUUAAAAAAUAACGUAAUUUUAAUCUUGUCCGUUGUAACGUAAAUUUAAAGAUAAGAUACAAUAAUCGAUAUUACUUAAUAAGUGUAAAAAAUCAGUAAAAAAAAAUAUUUUUUCACUUCCAAAAAGAAUUACCGUCCAGUUUAAAGGAAAUCUAAAGAGCCGCUUCAUUUGUUCUUAUAUAUAAUUUAACUGAAUCGUUAAAUUAACAAACGAAGCGACUCUAUUCCUUUACUAUCUAUGGUCGAUUUUGUAUUUUGCCAGUUGUUUACAAUUUUUCACGCAAUUUUAAUCUUUAUAUCUAUGUGCAUUAGAUGUUAUUUCACUGUAUCCUAAAGCUACGGCGAUCAUGCUUGGCUCACUAUAGGUGUCGAGUGACGUCAUUAUUGUAUACUUGUCUCUUUCUUUUCUAAGAGAAUGAAAGAGAUGUCAUCAAUACUAGUGUAAUUCAAUUUGUCUACUGAGAAUUUUUUUAAUUAUAAUUAAUUAUAAAGCCAAUCUUAUAACGCUCUACCCUGAACUAUUAUUUAUUUAUUGUUUUUAAUAUUGUAGUAAAAGCAAGAAAUAAGUAAUAGUUUAUUACGUUGAUAUUAUGAAUAUUAUCUAAGAAACGGAUUAAAAUUCUGUAGAUAAUAUUUUAAAAAUUCAACAAUCUAAUUUGCUAUUUAUUGUCGGCAAAUAUUACACUAAGAUAAUAAACCGGUUUAAACUGAUUGAUUUACUUUACUCAGAGACGCUAAAUUAUUACUAAAAAGACCCUUAGUGUGGAACUAUAUUUUUUUUCCACUAAGACUACUUAACCUUUAAAUGGGACUCUUUCUCGUGAGUUAUUUUUUGUUAUUAGUGUAAUAUUUGUUGAUAAACGCUAGAGGCUAAGUGGAACUUUUUGUAACAGUUUCUUCUAAUAACGUUACCAGUGACUAUGCCAUAGAAAUUGUUAUGAUUCACUCAAUAAAACUUAUAAGACAAA